AACGACUACCACAAGAAGGCGAUUUAUCAUCAAGUCACACCACCGCCAUAUCAACAACAACAGGCAUCGCAUCAGGCACAAACUGCACAUGGCAGACAUGUGAUUGAAGAUUCAAAGAGAGCUUGUCUGGGUAAUCAAGGAAAAGAUAGUGGUUUCAGUUGGGAUAAAUACAUUCCAACAGACAGUAAAGUGUGUUUGGCAGAUCAAGACGAUGAAAAGUUGGUUGAAGGUUUCAGUUGGGACAAUUUUUGCCCAGACCAAGAGUUCAUGGCCAAAGAGAUGUCAAAUGUUAAAGCCUUUGUUGCUAAUGCUAUGAUGAGUAUUGGGCUGCAAAAUACAGAAAGGUCAGGGAAAAAGAAGAAGAAAAAUGGAGAAAGAUUGAAGAAGAGGAAGAAGAAGAAGAAAGAUUAAAAGCUGAAGCUGAAGCCGAGAAAAAGAGAAGAGCUGAGAUGUUUCAAGUGAGAAGAACAGUCAAAGAAGUUCCGGAAUUUGAAAUCAAAGUUGAUACUGAAGCAGUCAAAGUUCCUGAAAAAUGCUUAAAUUGUGAUUGUUUGAUCAAACAAAACAACGAAUUGCUACACAACAUUAAAAUAUUGAAAGAAUCAUAUGAUACUUUGAACAGAGAGAUCAACAAGUACACUGAGUCGAAUAGUGAACAAGCUGUAGCAAUGAACACACUCAAAGGAGCUUACAUGAGACAACUUGAUGUCAAUUUCUACACAAAGAAGUGUGCUGAGUUAGAAUUGAAAUUGGCAACACAAAGAAUUGAAACUGAAUGUGUUAACAAUUUAUUAAAAAGUUACUCAUGUUCUACUUUUGUUGUUGACAGGAUUUAUCCGAUUGUGGAAGAAUUGAAGACGUUUGAAGAAGAAAAGACUUCAGAAGAAAAGAAGUCCGUGACAAAAGACGAGGAUGAAGUAAAAAUUUCUGGAAAAACGACAGAGGCUGAGAAAGAGCAAGCAUUCAGGAAGCAGACGAAUCAAGAGUUCCUUGCCAAGAAGCAAGAGGAAUUGAAGAAGAAUGUUGUUCAGAAAAAGACAGAAAAAAGAACCUGUUUUCAGUGCAAAACUGUUGGUCAUAUUGCCAAGAACUGUCCGAAAACUUUCAAACCAAAACAGGAAGUUUCUAAAAAAUUGAAGGAAAAGGUUGUUGAGAAAAUCGAACCACCAACAAACAAAUCUAAAGUUUUUGAAAAUUCAAUUUAUGAAGUUGGUGAGUAUUCGAAAAAUGUUUCCAAAAAGAAGGAGAAACUUAACAAUCAAAUAUGGGUUGUUAAGAAAUCAAGAAACAGUUCUAGUGAUGAAUCUGAUUCCAUAAAAUCAGAGGAGCCAUAGGUUGUUGUGAAAGAUGAGAAGAAAGUUCCGCCAGUGGAUGAUGUGAAUUUUCCACCACUGAGUGCUAAGAAUUUGAAAUCAAAAAUCGGAAAAGUUGAAAUUUCAAAUCAAUUCUUUCCUAAAACGAAAGAAUUGGAUAUUGAAAAGGCCUUUAACCCUGCUGUGAAAAACAUUUUUGGAAAGAUGAUUGAGGGGAAGGCUAAAGGGGUUAAAGAAUUUUAUCAAUUGAAAAGGAAAGAUACAACCCCAAAUGAGACUGAAAAAGUUACACCCAAGGCUGGUCAGGCUUAGGUGGAUAUAUUUUUCGUUGAAUAGAAACCUGACUUGCCGGAGCUCCCAAGUUGGUAAUCACGGAG
This is a messenger RNA of Helianthus annuus (common sunflower), 1690 nucleotides long. Its product is annotated as E3 ubiquitin-protein ligase RBBP6-like. The transcript has 2 exons. Bases 450 to 1334 code for a protein of 294 amino acids. Lineage: Eukaryota; Viridiplantae; Streptophyta; Magnoliopsida; Asterales; Asteraceae. The record is from RefSeq and is a predicted model, not a curated record. Gene Ontology annotation, molecular function: zinc ion binding; nucleic acid binding.